Manihot esculenta (cassava) is the source of this 387-nucleotide messenger RNA. RefSeq lists its product as uncharacterized. The transcript has 2 exons. The record is from RefSeq and is a predicted model, not a curated record. Bases 1 to 387 code for a protein of 128 amino acids. NCBI's taxonomy places the organism in Eukaryota, Viridiplantae, Streptophyta, Magnoliopsida, Malpighiales, Euphorbiaceae.
AUGAAUGCACAGUUGACUAUACCGGAUGAUGGAGCUAUCAUAGCAGAAUUGAAAGUUAGACCCAGCUUACUACAACAAAUUAAAGAAGCACAGAAAGAAGAUACAGGGAUAGCUUUAUGGACUAGACAAGUACAAGAGGAAAGGAAGCAGAAGCAUGUGAUAAGUGAUGAUGGCUACUUGUACUAUGGUAACAUAAUAUGUGUACCUAACAUUGGAGAGUUGAAACAGAGUAUUCUUACAGAGGCACACAAUAGUCCAUAUGUUAUACAUCCGGAUAGCACUAAGAUGUAUCAAGAUCUGAAGGCGCAUUAUUGGUGGCCGAGAUUGCCACUCACACUAAGGAAGAAAGAUGUCAUCUGGGUAAUAGUUGACAAGUUAACUAAAUGA